AUGGCCUUCAUGAGAGCCUCCGCGGCCCUGCGCCCCGUCAUGCGCACGGCGGCCAGGACACCCCUCUCCCGUCGCACCCUCUGCGCCUCCGCCCCGCGCAUGGCUGCCUCCCUCUUCGCCGGCGAGCCCUCCGCCCCGGCCGUCAAGACCGAGAUCCCGGGCCCUCAGUCCAAGAAGCAAAUCGCGGACCUGCACGAGGUCUUUGACACCCGCAGCUUGAACAUGCUCACGGAUUACAAGAAGAGCAAGGGCAACUACAUUGUCGAUGCCGACGGCAACGUCCUGCUGGAUGUCUACGCCCAAAUCGCCUCCAUCCCCCUUGGCUACAACAACCCCGCCCUCGCCAAGGUAGCUGAGACCCCCGAAAUGAUAAACGCAAUCAUCAACCGUCCCGCCCUCGGCAACUUCCCUCCGGAGGACUGGGCCGAGGUCCUCCGCACCGGCAUCCUCAAGGUCGCCCCCAAGGGCCUCGACCAGGUCUUCACUGCCAUGGCUGGCUCCGACGCGAACGAGACCGCCUACAAGGCCGCCUUCAUGUGGCGCCGCCAGCAGGAGCGCGGUGGCUACGACGUCGACUUCACUCCCGAGGAGACCGCCUCCGCCAUGAACAACCAGGCCCCGGGCGCCUCGCAGCUUUCCAUCCUCUCCUUCAAGAUGGGCUUCCACGGCCGCCUCUUCGGCUCCCUCUCCACGACUCGCUCCAAGCCCAUCCACAAGCUCGACAUCCCCGCCUUCGACUGGCCCCAGGCCACCUUCCCCCAGCUCAAGUACCCGCUCGAGGAGCACGCCGAGGAGAACGCCGCCGCCGAGCAGGCCGCCCUCGACGAGGUCGAGCACCUCAUCAAGACCUACCACGUGCCCCCCGCCGCCGUGAUCGUCGAGCCUAUCCAGUCCGAGGGCGGCGACAACCACGCCUCCCCGGCCUUCUUCCGCGGCCUGCGCGAGGUCACCAAGAAGCACAACGUCCUCCUCAUCGUCGACGAGGUCCAGACCGGCGUCGGCGCCACCGGCAAGUUCUGGGCUCACGAGCACUGGGACCUCCCCACCCCUCCGGACAUGGUCACCUUUUCCAAGAAGGCCCAGACCGCCGGCUACUACUUUGGCAACCCCGAGCUGCGCCCCAACAAGCCCUACCGCCAGUUCAACACCUGGAUGGGUGACCCGGCCCGCGCCAUCCUCUUCCGCGAGAUCGUCAACGAGGUCGAGCGCCUCGGCCUCGUCGAGCACACGGCCCGCGUCGGCGACUACCUCUUCGGCAAGCUCGAGGCCCUCGGCAAGAAGUACCCGGGUCAGUUCGCCAACCUGCGCGGCAAGGGACAGGGCACCUUCAUCGCCUUCGACAACCCGCGCCGCGACGAGUUCCUCAAGAAGGCGAAGGGUCUGGGCAUCAACAUUGGUGGUUCCGGAGAGAGCGCCGUCCGCCUGAGGCCGAUGCUCAUCUUCCAGGAGCAUCACGCUGAUAUCCUCAUCGAGGCCUUGGAGAAGAUUGUCAAGUCUUGGUAA
This is a messenger RNA of Colletotrichum chrysophilum, 1503 nucleotides long. RefSeq lists its product as uncharacterized. Bases 1 to 1503 code for a protein of 500 amino acids. Lineage: Eukaryota; Fungi; Ascomycota; Sordariomycetes; Glomerellales; Glomerellaceae. Gene Ontology annotation, biological process: GABA catabolic process. The record is from RefSeq and is a predicted model, not a curated record. Gene Ontology annotation, molecular function: pyridoxal phosphate binding. The transcript has 2 exons. Gene Ontology annotation, cellular component: mitochondrion.